Colius striatus (speckled mousebird) is the source of this 4526-nucleotide messenger RNA. It is a transcript of the gene MYZAP, whose product is annotated as myocardial zonula adherens protein. The coding region runs from base 59 to 1246 and encodes 395 amino acids. Lineage: Eukaryota; Metazoa; Chordata; Aves; Coliiformes; Coliidae. Gene Ontology annotation, molecular function: transcription elongation factor activity. Gene Ontology annotation, biological process: transcription elongation by RNA polymerase II; intracellular signal transduction; maintenance of ER location. The transcript is spliced from 11 exons. The record is from RefSeq and is a predicted model, not a curated record. Gene Ontology annotation, cellular component: intracellular anatomical structure; nuclear envelope; RNA polymerase II, holoenzyme.
GGAGCGGCGCCGCCGGCCAAAGGCAGCCGCAGUCCGCGCCAGCGCGGCGGCCGCGGGGAUGCUGCGCUACAGCUCGGGGCUCACGGUCACCGCCACCGCUCCCCGGAGGCCGUCCGGCGACGGCGGCCGCGCCCGGCGGAAGAUGAAUGUCUGUAGGUUACGCUUGACAGUGCCACCUGAUGAAGUCUCACAGCCUGAGCAGCAAGUAAAGGAACCUGAAAGAAAGAAAAAUGAGCUCUAUCAUGUACCAAAUGGCACGUCUCCAGGGAAGCUCUCCCAUGGGAUGGUGUAUGGCGUUGUACAUCGAACUGACAACAACCAUAAGAAAGAAAUGGUGGUUUAUGGCUGGUCAGCUGAUCAGCUGAAAGAAGAGAUGAAUUACAUUAAAGAAGUAAGAGCAACUCUGGAAAAAGUAAGAAAGAAAAUGUAUGGUGAAUAUGAUGAAAUGAAACGAAAAAUACAGCAGCUUACAAAUGAACUGAAAGUGACAAAUGCUCAUCAGGAAUCCUUAGAGAAUCAUGUGCGAGUGCAGGCUGCAGCCUUAGAUAGCUUUAGUGAAAUGAACAGCUCCUUGACAUCAGCAUCAAUAGACUUGCAGAAAACUCUAGUGGAUGUUACAUUGGAGAACACCGAUAUAAGGGAACAAAUUAGGAAUUUAAAACAUACACAUGAGCAGUCCAUGGAAAAGCUGAGAGAGAAGCAAAAGCAACUGGAAACAGCACAAAUUGAAAAUCAGUUACUGAAAUUAAAGGUGGAAUCAUCACAGGAAGCCAAUGCUGAAGUCAUGAGAGAGAUGACAAGAAAACUGUAUAAUCAGUAUGAGGAAAAAAUGCGAGAAGAGGAGCAGAAACAUAAAGCUGAGAAAGAAAUCCUCCUGGAAGAAACAAAUCGGCUUCUUAAGGCUAUUGAAGAAGCAAAUAAGAAGAUGCAGAUCACAGAAACAAGCAUUCAGGAAAAAGACCAGAGAAUUGGUGAGCUGGACCGGCUGAUUGAACGCAUGGAAGAGGAACGUCACCAGCUGCAAAAACAACUCGAACUAAAUGAAAUACAAAUAUCUGGAGCAAAGUCUGAAAACUCUGACAGUGAAAGGUCACAGCAUUUGGAGGAGGUAGCAGCCAGCCUAAGAGAGCGAAUCAAACAUCUAGAUGAUAUGGUCCACUGCCAACAGAAGAAAGUCAAGCACAUGGUUGAGGAGGUCAUGGCCCAUGAGCUGUUCUCCAGCUUUAGUCUCAGAUUCGUUGGAUAAUAAAUGGUGACCAAACACCAGGGAGAAGCUGUAUCCUGUUCUGUUGUGGAAGAUACUUGCACGAAAGGACAAAGUGCUAAUGAGCAAAUGAUACCCCAAAUACAGAAGAUACUUUGUAUUGCACAAACGGAGAAUAAAGAAGAAUUUUUCCCAACAGAGACUUAAUAACCAGCUGAAAACGUCUAUAUCAGGAUACUCCAACUCCAGAUAUGUAGCAAAAUAUUCCAGUUUUAAUACGGAAGUAUGGAGUUUCAAUGUUUGUUCAAGUGAAAGAGGCUGCACAGAGGAUAAGAAGAUGGAAUUAUCAGCCACAGACAGAUGCCAAUUUUUUAUGAACUAGGUACUAUGCAAUGGAGAUUUUACAGUAAGAACGAAACAACAACAAAACACACAACAGAUGUAGAAAGAGAAGCCCACCUUGGAAUCUUGGAGGGAGAAGAUAAAUGGCAGAACAUAAAUAACUCACUACCACCCCAAUUCAAGUGUUUGGCAUGCCUCAGUGGACUUGAGCAAUGCAGCACACUGCUUAUCUAUUGGCAGAAGUAUUUGGUGAGAGUGUUUAUACAUGCAUAGCAUCAGCCCUUUCAACUGGGAAUUGCCUGACCAAAUUAUUAAUUAGAGAACUUGCACGUUACUAAGGUAGCUCUUAAAAAGGCGGGUUGAACUGUUAGACAGUGUGCCAAUGUUUACAGCCUGUGAGGACAUCUAGGCCCUAUGGCCCUGCUUUAGUAAUAGAUGUGUAGCAAAGACUGGUGUAAUGUGUACAUAUGGCUCUUUAGUUUUGGAAGGUCUCGAAAUUGGUGCAUUAACUUACAUCAAAUGGUUGUUACCUUUUCUUUAAAGGUGAGUUUUAAAAUACAAAACAUAUUAAGGGGUGGCUCAAAUGAUUUUAGGACGAUUAAAAGGCAGAGGUGCUCAUUCCUACAUACCAUAUUAUGUUCCCUGAAAAAAAUUCAACACUUGUGUAGCCUCUGAUAAAUACCACUUAAGGUCCAGUGAAAUAUUGGACUAAAAUAGCACUUAAGGUCCAGUAGACUGAGCAGUUACCUCUGAGAGUUUGGGCUGAUGUUGCAAUGUCUUGUCUGUCUUGCUUUGUAUUGUAUGGUAUGUGUUUGUCCUGUGUUUAGUCAUAUUUAUGACUGGUUUGUUCAUGUCUCUGUAUCAGUGUUACAGAUGCCCAGUCCAUUAGUGGUAGAUAAGGAAAAUACAUGGUACUUGAAUAAUAUAUAAUAUUUGAAUAUAUUAACACUGUCAUGUUAUGAUAAAUAUUUUAAACUAAUGGAUUAUAAUAUUAAGUAGCAAACUGACUGAGUUUACCAAACAGAUGGUUCUGUUCCAAUCCAGUAGAUAACAGAACUGUCUGAGUACACAGGACGAAAUAAAGCCUACUAUUUCAGACUUUCUUUAUAAAGGCUUUACAAUUGGAUACAACUUUAACUUUCUCUUAAGGUGCUUUUUCCUUCUACUUUAAUUGCUUUGUAAUUUUGUUGACUUACUGUUCUAAUGUCACUACUCACAUCACUAGCACUUCUAGAGUCUUCUAGGUCUCAUGAUUGAUUCUUCUCUUGACCAUGCUUCUGUCUGUUAGAUCAAUUGAGUGCUGUUGACUUGUACAUCUAACUCCAUCUUACUGCAACAAAGUUUAGUUGCUUGGUAGAGCAAGAGAAAUUCAGAGAUGCAUCUUCCUAGAAAGUGUUUACACAAUCCAUUCAAGUAUCUUGACAAUUUUGUUUGAAAUUUGAGAUCUAUUGGACUAGUGCAGUAGCGAGAAACAUCUUCAGUGAUGGGAUGGACAAGAAGAAUUGAAUUUUCUGGGAAUUACUGUAAGAUAAGAUGACAAUCUGGGGACUGAGGGAGUUUGAGAGAAAUGACUUCAAGGUCUCAGAAGGAGGCAAAAGCAUAAAGGUGGUAACAGCAAUAAGACUGAAUCAAAGAGGAGAGAGUUUGAGAAGUGCUGUGGCCAUAUUAAACCUAAGUCAGUGGAUAACUAAUUCAGGAUGACUCCUAUUGCAUGUGGGGCCUUAUAUGCUGAUUCAGAUGAUUAGAAACUGAAAUGGGUAUGUAAAAUGCAAACUGCACACCCAACACCAUCUGCAGGGAACUUCACAGAUCAUGCCAUGACAGGGAGAGAUCAGUUGCCCUUCCUCUGCUUGACAGCCAAUGCCAGGGAUGGAACUUGGGUGGCCAAAGCUUGCAUGCACCCCGCUGCAUUGGCCUGUGGCCAGGCACAGAUCUCCUGAGCAGUGUCUGUGUACUGACUGGCUGAGACGAAGAGUUCAUCUCAUUUUACAGCACUGAGAGGAAUGCUCCCCAGCCCCAUGGAUGACCUAAAAGCAUGUGAUGCCUCUCAGUUGCUGGCAGGCCAGAUAAAUGAUAAACUGUAGCUUGGGCCUUUCAGCUCUUCCUUUCUCAGUUCUGGAGCAGCUAGAUGUCUCCCAACAGGAGGAGGGAAAGCAGAAGCUAUGAAGAUGAUGGGGUGGGGGAAGUAAGACAGAAUGAAGUGACAGGAAAAAGAGUAGCCUAGGAUUGCUAUAUUUGUAUUUUUACUGUUGGAUGUCCUGAAUAGUACUUGAUGGAGAAAUCUGAGAGGGUAAUUUUGCAAAAGCCUGAUUUGGGAGCAAGUUGCUGAGUUGGCAGUGAGCUCAAAUGCUAAAGGCUAGAGUCUUUGGCUUGCACUGAUUUGUUUCUGACUCUAGACUAUUUUGGGUACCAUUUGGGCCCUCAGUUCAGUAUUAUGUUUGACCUAUCUUGCUUCUCCUCUCCUUCUCUUUACCUUCUAUUAAACCAAAAAUGAAAAUCUAUUGCUCUGUCAUCUGCUUGUUUUCUUGCUUUAUGCAACUCUCUUAAACAAAGACGCUCUCAAGACUUGGGUUUGUGCAAUACAGGUUUAUGGCGCUGUAAGUGUUACCACCCUGUUUUAGUUUGCUGUACUAAGAUUUUUUUAUGGAAGCAACAAGGCAUGAAUUUUAUUUUUUAAAUGCUUUUACUCAAUAUCAGCAUUAUGAUCCAGUAUUCUUGUUACAAUUUUCUCUCAAAGGAAAUACUGGCUUUCACUUUAUGCAAUGUGACAUAUAAAUGUAUUCAAUUAAGGUUGCAUUUUAUUUAAUAUAGUAAUAUAUUAAUAUAAUCUCCUAAAAGUAUUCCUACUUUUUCCUGGUUUCCAGUGACAUAGCCUCUCAUAGGUUAGUCAAAUCAGGUUUGCUCACUCCUGGUGCUAAUGGUAUAAGUUGAUGUGUACUCAAGUCCUUAUUCAGUAAAUAAACAUUUUUAUAGUAAACUA